GCUCUCUUUCUCUGCCUCCCCUCUGUCCUGGCGGAAACGCAAGCCCUGGAAGAGAGGUUCCGGACUGGGCCUGGGCUGGCGGCGGCAGAAUGGAGACCCGGGCCGAGGACGCGGGAUUGACCCGCCGCCCGAUGCUGGCCUCUUCCUGGGAUGCGGCCCGCGGAGUCCUGGCCCACAGCCUCCGUCUCACCCGGGCUGACCUCGGCGCCCGGGACUUGGACUGGGAGGAACCGCUGACGCCGCCUGCCGCGGGCCACGACCUGGUGGUUUUGAAGAGCGGCCCGAGCAGCCCGGGGGAGAAGCCCUGCUUCCUUCACCUGAGCUGCGAGCCCGGCGGGGCUGAGGAGAUCGUGUCUGUCGGCCUUCUGAGUUCGGCCAGGAACAUGGAGGUGUACCUGGGAGAGGAGUACUGCGGCACCAGCCGGGGCGAGGCCGUGUGCGGCGACCCGGCUGGCAGGUCUAAAAUUAUUUUCUACAAAAAGUACUUACAAUUGGAGUCUUCCAGUCGUGCUUGUAAAAUAAAGUUGCUCUCCUUUGGUGAAGAGCAGCGUGUGUUCAUCGGUAAAAUUGUGGUACAGUUGAGGCGGGUUUCAGCAAAUUCUUCAACAAGCUCUCCUGCUCUAGGAUCAAGGAUAGACCUGCAGAGGGUCCAAACUCUCAUGGAGGCCAUGGGGUCCAAGUUGUCACCUGGUGCUCAGCAGUUGAUGAAUAUGGUUAAAUUUCAGCAGCAGAACUGUGUUCCCGUGGGAGAGCAGCUUCAGGCGGUUUUGGGAAAUACUGGCUACAGACGAGUGGCGGACCUGCAGUCCUCAGCUGCUUCGGGAGCCUCCGACAAGUCCCCCUCCACGCCUUUCCCUUUCAGAACCGGCCUGACGUCUGGAACCCUGACGGAAGACUUAAACGCUUGCGUCGAUAAAAGUCCACAGCCACCGGGUGGAGGAAACACUACACACCUCAGAGACUAUCACGUGGUGCCGCCAAACCAUUCUCUUCUUGAGAAUGACCUCAGAAAUGCAGUUUCUUCUCUCCUGCCGAAGAAAGCAAGUGACGCCUCAAAUAUACCUAACUCUGAGUUGCUGCCUUUUCUCCAGAAUUUAUGUAGUCAGGUUAACCAUCUCCGCGUGGGACAUAGCGCCAGGUGGCAGGAAGGCAUCACUAAGGCCGGGGAAGGCGUCGUUGGCGUUGCGACGGAAGAGCAACCUGUGUGCUCCUACUUGGAAAAGAUUCUUACUAAAAAUAUGGAACUGCUGGAAAAGAAGCUUGUGGACUCCAUCGAUCAGCAAAUACGUCGACUCCAGGAGCACGUGGACAGGAAGAUGGCUGUGUUGAUGGACCUGCUGCAGAAUCCCCCCUCCCCACCCCCCGGGACGGCGCUGACACAGUGUGACUCUGGGGAAAGACUUUCCAAUGGAGAGAGAUAAGUGCUCAACCCGUAGGACGUGCUACAGAUAUUUAUUACGUAUUUAUGGCAAAGCCUAAACCCCACAGUUCAAGGCAAGGAUUUAGUGUCAUUUGGGGGCAUCAUCUUACGCACAUCAAGCGACCUCAGUGUUCAUUUUAAUGUACUUGUUACUGUCUGUCCAGGGCUGUGCACGAGGAUUAACCUGAUCGGGUCAUCCGUUAUUUUUGUUCGCAAUAUUGUUUACUCUUAUUUUUUACUUGUAUUUAUUUUUAUUUUUGUUUAGUGCUUAAACUUAAGGAUUUCUAAUUUAAUUCAUGAGUCUAUAUUGUAUAUGUGUUUACCAUUUUAAUUUAUACAAAGGGAUAAUGUUUUAGGGGUGUGAAAAAAAUACAGUAUUUGGUUUCUUUUUCUCUUUCUUAUUGAUUGUUCUUGGGAACCCUAGAUAGAGUACUUGAGCGUUGUAACCUUUUAAUUUCCAGUCACCAAAUUACGUUUUAUGUUGUUUAUUUCCGAUAAAAAAUUAGAUGUGGUAUUUCUGUAACAGUAUACUUAACAUUUUAUAUGUAUCAGAAAUUUAGAGGUACUGAUUUUCUUAUAUUUAUAAACUGCUGUGC
Messenger RNA from Lontra canadensis (Northern American river otter), 2016 nucleotides. Its product is annotated as ATPase PAAT-like. The transcript has 6 exons. The coding region runs from base 90 to 1421 and encodes 443 amino acids. The record is from RefSeq and is a predicted model, not a curated record. NCBI's taxonomy places the organism in Eukaryota, Metazoa, Chordata, Mammalia, Carnivora, Mustelidae.